GAUCAAUCCACUAUCAUUAUUUUACAAUUCGUCCACACUUGAAGCUAAACUCUCUGCAGAUUUCAUUGUUGAUUGAAGCCACUGACACAAGAAGCUCCCGUCCAUAAUGCUGUGGAAAUUAACUUGCUUGGGCCCUCUUCUAUUGCUCGAUACUUCAAAAGGCUGCUCAGUCUGACACUUAUUCGCCAGCUCAACUCACAAACUUCAAGACCCUCUAGGAGAUUCAUUCACCAAUAACUUAUCAUCAUGGUUUACCACUGCCAUAGCAUAAACUCUGAUGACUCUCCUGCUCACAAACCAGAAGCCAAAUCUAUGCCCAAAUCAAAAAAAAGUAACGAGCUCGCGGAAAAAUGACGCCAAACCGACGCGUACCAAUCCUGUACGAACUCACAAGCAGAACCAACGUGUUGCCCAUGCUAUCAAGAAGCAUGUCAAACAACGACGACGUGAUCCUACGCAUGUGUUUGUUGGCAAUCUUGCUAAAACAGUCGACGAAGACACUAUUGCAGAGUACUUCAGUCACUGUGGUGAAAUUCUCUCUGUCGAGAUUCGCUGCAGUGGUGGUCUGGCAAUGACGACUGGUCGCCCGAACCCAGCCUAUAUUGCCCAAUAUUCUGUUAGGCAGUACGCUAUGAUCACAUUUAUUGAUGGAUCGGCUGCCCAAAAAGCUUUGAAUCUCAAUGGGUCCCGUCUGCAAAUAGGCGAUGAAUCCACGGAACUCGUGAUCACACGCAGCGCCGCUGAUCUUCCAGAAGUAAUAGAAAAGGUGCAGCAGCGUCUUGAAGCAUACCGAGCUCGCAACGGCUUUACUGAUGCCAGGCGUGCUCGACAAAGCGCAAUGAAGACUUUGGACCUCCAACCCACCAUUUUAUUAGAGACUCGCGGAGAUAAACACCCGCGCGGGAAGAUCUUUGGUUUUUCUUUCCCUUUGCCCCUCUUUUGACUCUUCCUUGUACCUUUGUUUAAAUGAUGUCGCCUUUCUUUGUUUCUUUCACAUUGUCUUUGACUUUAUGUACCUAUGCCGUAUGCCCAACAUGCCAAUACACAACGUGUACUAUGGUUGGCGAUGAGACGACCUGAAUUUACCACGCCUUCGGCCGGAUUAAUCUGCGAGCUUUAUAAAGCUUUGGA
Molecule: messenger RNA, 1131 nt
Organism: Suillus subalutaceus
Lineage: Eukaryota; Fungi; Basidiomycota; Agaricomycetes; Boletales; Suillaceae
Exons: 6
Coding region: 278-943 (221 amino acids)
Molecular function (GO): RNA binding
Source: RefSeq, a predicted model, not a curated record